Molecule: messenger RNA, 2867 nt
Organism: Sycon ciliatum
Lineage: Eukaryota; Metazoa; Porifera; Calcarea; Leucosolenida; Sycettidae
Exons: 16
Coding region: 195-2132 (645 amino acids)
Biological process (GO): sucrose catabolic process
Cellular component (GO): cytoplasm
Molecular function (GO): sucrose alpha-glucosidase activity
Source: RefSeq, a predicted model, not a curated record
GUUGGGUUGUACUCUUGCAGUCUUGGAGCACCCUCUAUUCAGUCAUUCUUCUGUCUGUCUCAGUGAGUGAGGUCCAGGCCAUCUAGAUCGGAGCCACCACUGUCCAGGUGGCGGAGACCGGUGCAUUUUGUUUUUUAUAUCGGCUUGUCCAAGCAACGCUGCCUACACGUAGAUCCAGUUUCCAGUUGAUAGACAUGAUGAAAACACUGCAGCUGGUCGUAGCAAUUGCAUUGCUUGGCGUAUGCGGUGCAACAAGGCGUUCAAAAGGUGUUGGCACGACGUAUCCCACCGUUGAUUAUCGACCACGUUAUCACUUGACCUGCGAGCGAGGAAGACUGGAUUAUCCGAGCCUGGCUUUUUCUGCAGGCAAGGGCCAAUUGGUCUAUCACAUGUUUUACCACUGUUCCUCGUUAACCGAUGAUGACAGUGCUGAAGCUAUUGAUAGUUGGACUCACACGACCAGCACGGAUUUGAUGAGCUGGGAGGCUUCCCUUUUGCGCGGCAUUCCGUCGGGAACGACAUCCAUCUCCAUCACGCAGCCGGCGUUCAACUCCUCCAGGGCCGUGGCAGCAAUCCUCAGGCACGGCGGUGUCUAUCUUGUUCACUCGGUGGACAAUAGCAUGGUGGAAUGGAUCGACUUGUCUCUGAACCCGAUCAUCACGCCACCCGAAGGUGGCAGCAACUUCACCGACAUCCACCUUUGGUCGAACGGCACAUCUCAAUUCUUCCUGCUGGCUGGCUCUACUCUGAACAGCUCCUACAGCAAAGGCAUUCACGAUGCGAAGGCAACCAGCUCAAUUCCCGUCACCUAUCUGUUCGAGAGCAAGGACCUGAAGACGUGGACAUCCCAUGGUAUCUUCUGGCAGGGUGACUCUACGUUUGGCUCUACUGUAAAGAGCGUUGAUUUUUACGAGGUGGUCAACUCUCAGCUCAAGUUUAAGCAGCAGGUUCUUACGCUGACGUUUCCCGAGGAGGCUGGUUCGUUCUGCAUCAGCGGCCAGUUUGACUUCAGCAGUGCUAACGACUUCAAGGUUUACACUCUACGACAUGCUGACUAUGGCAUGCUCGACCAUACCAGCAGUAUUCUGGAUACUCUAGGUCGUCGUCUGGCUGUCGGCGCAGUGGACGAGAUGAAGAGCAUUGAAUGGCAAGUGCACGAUCAGUAUGCUGGUAUUGUCAGUUUACCUCGCCUGGUUCUGUCCCUGCCAGCUGAAGAGGUUGGCUUUCAGGCACCAGCGGACGUAUCCGCUCUGUACGGAAAGCCCCUUGGUCGCCUUGACGGUCUGAAACUGAGCGCUGGAGAGACGGAAACGCUGCCACUGCUCUAUGGAAACCAGAUGACAAUCCGCGCCACUAUGAAUAUGACAGUUCUGCCCAGUGCUAAAUUCUCAGCCGGCUUCAAGGUGCUGAUGUCGGGGGAUGAGAAAGAGUUUACAACCAUUGCCAUCAAGAACAACCCCAACCCCGUACCCAUUCAGUGUAUUGACAUUCCAGUGUCGCAUGGACUGGACCGGAUUGGCUACGAUUACUACGUGUUUGAGAUUUCUACGCUGGAGGAGUGCAAGGCCGCAUGCUGCGCUGAUGCCAAGUGCAAAUCCUUCGAUUUUGUUUACAAAUUCCCAGUGAACAUUGGAUUCAACUGUACGGUGGGGUCGAAUUGCUGUUUCCUGAAGAACAAGGUCCCUCCGCUGGUUCCGUCCGGCUUGAAUGUCUCCUCCGGAGUGUCUUCUCUGCAAAACAGUGUGCUCUCAGUUUCCACGCUCCACUCCAGCUUGAACCCGGAGGCGAGCGGCGAGGAGAAACACGUGCCAUUCUCCUACGCACCGAAGAGUCUGGCUCCGCGUAGCAAGUCUGUUUCUGACCGUAUCAGCGAGAAGCGCAAGUCUGAGCUUCUGGCGCGGUUUGGCCCAUCGGUUCACGUUGGCGAGACCCCAGUGACGGACUCUGUGACCGUGCAGAUCUUCAUCGAUCACAGUGUUGUGGAAGUGUUUGUGGAGAAUGCGCUGGUCAUUACGGAGCGAGUCUACCCAACUCAGGAAAGCAGCAUGAACGUUCAGCUCUUCUCUAACAAUGGCAGUGUGAUAUUCACGUCGAUCGAGGCUUUCCAGAUGCAGGGCGCCUUCAACAACUAGUGCUGUGUUGACGAAAAGGUAACGUACCGGUACUCUUACACUGGGUCUGGGUCAGUACGACUUUGUCGCUUUAUCUCCGUGCCUGUGCUGGUGCAUGGAGUUAUGGUGGUGUAUCCUCCGCUUGUAGUACUACGGCUUGUUCUUAUCGGCAGGACAUGCCGUGCUGGCCGUGUAGACUCGCCUGCAGCGAUGCGCUCGUUUGUUUUUGGCCUCGGCGCAGUGCGUACCGCAUUGGCGAGCUCCGCCUUUGAUCGGGGUGUAAGGUUGCGGCGGGCGUGGCUGUAGAUUGUCCUGCAGGUGCAUCAGCCUACUUUAGCCUCGUUGAGACGGUGUAGCCGUGUGCUUGUAGAGAGAACUAUGCUCGUUUCUACUGCAUCAUUCAUACUCACUCCUCAAUCGUUGUGCAGCAUCUAGGCAUUUUAUUUUUCAAACUUUUCUCUUUGCGCAGCGCUCCUGUGUAUAUUGAGUCUUAACCGAACUUAUUUAUUAUAAUCAUGGCUCACAGCAGCAAUGCUUCGCCAUUUCCAGCGUUUGGUGAUUUGGGAACUUGAGAUGACGCAGAGAGUCUUCUUGGAUGCAUAGACUCGUUUGGUGACACGCUGUGGGCGUGCUUGCUUACUGCUCAGACUAGCAAUCAUUGUGCAGCUGGAGAACUCCAACUUGUGUGGCUGUGUGGUGCUGUGCAAGCAGUGCUUGUUUUUGGACGCAUGUGGAAUAAACCCGCUCCAAUUUGUU